This is a messenger RNA of Pestalotiopsis fici W106-1, 1338 nucleotides long. RefSeq lists its product as uncharacterized. The transcript has 2 exons. The coding region runs from base 1 to 1338 and encodes 445 amino acids. Lineage: Eukaryota; Fungi; Ascomycota; Sordariomycetes; Amphisphaeriales; Sporocadaceae. The record is from RefSeq and is a predicted model, not a curated record.
AUGCAUUUUCUUACAUCGCUCGUUCUUGUAGCAUUAAACUGCAAUAUUAUCAAUGCGCACAUUGAUCCAUAUACUGGACCGCGCGAUGGGAACCGAAAAGCUUUGAACCACAAACAUGUGUUUAACGCCCUCAACUCGGCCCUGCGCAAGAGGGAGUCCACGACCAACCAGAAUGGCAUGUCUUUCUUCCUGGCAACAGUCCCCGAAGGGACCCCUCUCUUCCAUGGGAACCCUAAAUCAGACCGGAUCAAUGGCACAGAGUUCUUGGCUUUUGAUCCUGAAUUCUCACUGAUUUUUGCUCGGAAGCAUGGAGGCAAUGGCCAUGGUGACCGCCAUGAUGGUCGUUUGCUUGACCACGAUGAACAACAGCCUCUAGUUGAUGGAGAGGCCCAAAUCGCUCAAGCUCCUGAUCUGGCUGGCUGGCUACAUACAUACCUGGCCGCCAAGGACCUCAACUUGUUGUACAUUGACGGCGCAUCAGCCAGAAAGACGAGAUCUGGAACAAUGGAUUCGUUUGAUCGAAUUCUUAUGAAUGACACGCUUUCAGGAGGUGUCGAGGAUGAAUACAAGCGUGCGCAGACAAUAUGCGAUCUCGCCAAAGGGCCCUGGGAAGAUCGAAUUGAUGGGGUUAUUCGCCUUGGUGGGGAUUUUGAGAUCAUUCUAUGCGACUUUGAACGAAAUCUGGACUUGGAAUCCGUCGUUCGAGUUCGGGAAAAUACUCCAAUCCAGGAUCACGGACCUGGGUCUGGUGGGAUUGGUAUUCGCUUCGUCCAAGCUAAUUUCAACAACUUUGUGUCGAUUUUCACGUAUGGACUGGAUUUGUACUCGCGGGCCAAAGAGAACGACUCGGGAUUGUUCCAUGAUGAGAUUACAGCCCAUCUACCACGAUUGAACCAUCUUUCUACCCAAGAUCUAGAGCCGAUACGACAAGAUGUCAAUCAUCUCAUCCUGCACCAGAAGCCAAGUGGGGGCAAGUUUGAUUGGCAAGGAAUAACCGACAUGACAGUAGCUAGGUACAGCAAUGUUUUGAGGGAGCUUGCAUUUCCUACUGAAGAGGAGACACACGCAUCACUACAGGGGCGCAUCGAACGUCUCUUGUCUCCUUUCAUCGACUACAGUACGCGCAACCACAUGCUGGAAGUAGAGCGUUGUGCCUCGAUCUUCCUUCCCAGAACAGCACCUACUAAAGCCCUAGCGUAUCAGGCAGUCCAUGGUGUCACAGAGUACAUAUGCAAGGCCCUUUAUGAUGCCUUGGCAGAUGGUGAGAAGGAGCUGAUGACGGAGCGGAUGAGACAUCUUGUUUGGUAUCUUGACUGGGCGAUCUGGGUCGAUGCUUGA